AAAAAAAAUUGUCAUAAAAUGUUAAAACGAAUUCUGUCACUUUCUCUCACUUUCCUGGAAUCUGGAAGACUGGAUCGUCCUUCCCUCUUGAGCUCCCCACAUUCUCUUCCACCGACCAUCUACUUCCCCAAUUAAACCCCUAAUUAUCUCUCAAAUUAAAGUUGUACCAUCACCUCUCUCAUUUUCAACAUUGUCUUCUUCAGUUCUCAAAUUACAGCAUAUUUGCCGCUUCAAUCUUUGAAAGUGUUAGUGCCUAGAUUCCUGACUCGGUGACUCAGUCUUGAGUCGAGAUGCUAGAACGGUGCUUCGGGCCUUAUCGGGUCCGCCAGAUCCAGAGAGCAAUCCGACACGGAAAGGUUACUCUUCUCUGCCUCUUUAUGACCGUAAUCGUCCUACGUGGCACCAUUGGCGCCGGCAAGUUCGGGACUCCCGAGCAGGACUUUGACGACCUCCGCAGCCACUUCUCCUAUUCGUCGCGCAACCGCGUAGAGCCGCACCGUGUCCUCGAGGAGGUACAAACCACCACGGAAUCGUCGACUCAGGGAAACAGCAACAACUACGAGACAUUUGAUGUGAACAAGCUCUUCGUCGACGAAGGCGAGGAAGAGGAGCGCGAUUCGAACCUGCCGUACAGUUUGGGGCCGAAGAUCUCCGAUUGGGAUGAGCAGCGUGCGGAGUGGUUGAAGAAGAACCCUAACUUCCCCAAUUUCAUUGGCGUGAACAAGCCGCGAGUGCUUUUAGUUACUGGAUCAGCACCAAAGCCGUGUGAGAAUCCAGUUGGAGACCAUUAUCUAUUGAAAUCGAUUAAAAACAAGAUCGAUUACUGCAGGCUUCACGGGAUCGAGAUCUUCUACAAUAUGGCACUCCUGGAUGCGGAAAUGGCGGGAUUUUGGGCGAAGCUUCCAUUGAUAAGGAAGCUCUUAUUGUCCCAUCCGGAGAUAGAGUUCCUGUGGUGGAUGGACAGUGACGCAAUGUUCACGGACAUGGCCUUCGAGCUUCCAUGGGAGCGAUACAAAGACCAUAAUCUGGUGAUGCACGGGUGGAACGAGAUGGUGUACGAUCAAAAAAAUUGGAUUGGAUUAAACACUGGUAGUUUCCUGCUGAGGAACAGUCAAUGGGCGCUGGAUUUACUGGACACCUGGGCUCCCAUGGGACCAAAAGGGAAGAUCAGAGAUGAGGCUGGAAAGAUACUCACUCGAGAACUAAAAGACAGGCCAGUUUUUGAGGCUGAUGACCAGUCUGCAAUGGUGUAUUUGUUAGCAAAAGAGAGGGAGAAAUGGGGUGAUAAGGUGUACCUGGAGAGUGCCUAUUACUUGCAUGGCUAUUGGGGGAUCUUGGUUGAUAGGUAUGAGGAGAUGAUUGAGAACUUCCACCCCGGUCUUGGCGACCACCGGUGGCCGCUUGUGACUCACUUUGUCGGGUGCAAGCCGUGUGGGAAGUUCGGGGAUUAUUCUGUGGAGAGGUGCUUGAGGCAGAUGGACAGGGCAUUCAAUUUUGGGGACAAUCAGAUUUUGCAGAUUUAUGGGUUUACCCACAAGUCACUGGGUAGCAGGAGAGUUAAGAGAGUGAGGAAUGAGACUAGCAAUCCGCUUGAAGUGAAGGAUGAGCUUGGUUUGCUUCAUCCAGCAUUCAAAGCUGUUAAGGUAUCAACAACAACUUCUUGAUGGUUUUGUCUACCUAAUCAGUUCAAAGUGGACACUUUACUAUUACACUUGUUGCUGUUGCUCUUCAUUUUUCUUGCCAUUGCUAUUUAAAUUGUUGGGCAAUAUUGUAUUUCUAUUUUCAUUCUUUGCUGUUUCAAUUAGUAUUUAAAAAGCUUAAAUUAGAUUUAUUUUUGGAAGCAA
Messenger RNA from Tripterygium wilfordii, 1844 nucleotides. RefSeq names its product xyloglucan 6-xylosyltransferase 2. Gene Ontology annotation, molecular function: UDP-xylosyltransferase activity; xyloglucan 6-xylosyltransferase activity; hexosyltransferase activity. NCBI's taxonomy places the organism in Eukaryota, Viridiplantae, Streptophyta, Magnoliopsida, Celastrales, Celastraceae. Bases 291 to 1664 code for a protein of 457 amino acids. The record is from RefSeq and is a predicted model, not a curated record. The transcript has a single exon. Gene Ontology annotation, biological process: xyloglucan biosynthetic process. Gene Ontology annotation, cellular component: endosome; membrane; trans-Golgi network.